Cuscuta epithymum is the source of this 2414-nucleotide messenger RNA. Lineage: Eukaryota; Viridiplantae; Streptophyta; Magnoliopsida; Solanales; Convolvulaceae. The record is from the annotation of a GenBank genome assembly.
AAACAAAAAAAAAGGGGACCACAUCCACCCCAUUUGACCUUUGAGACAAAAGACCAUCCCCUCACCCCUCUCUCCCUCAUUCUUCUCGGCCAGCACCAACCCCAGCAAGAAAAGAAAAUCUCCAUCUCCCUUUUCCCAUCCUUGAAGAGAGCUCAAGCAAUAGAAGUCCAAGGGGAAAGUUUAAAAGAAGAAAAAAGCUAGGAAAAGUGAGAAAGAUUAAGGAACUUGAUUAAAGUACUUUGGAGCUUCGCCGGAGUUUCGCCGGAGUUGGUCAAGUUGGCCGGAGUUGGUCAAAGUUCACCGGAAUUAGUCAAAGUUCAACCGCGGAGCGUAGAACACGCUUAAGCUCACUUAAGUUUCAGGUAGAACUUGAAGGUUGCUACCAUCACCAUUGCUUCGGGCGGAUUAUCAAGGAGAGGAGACGUGAAAUGGAGCCAAUUGGUAGAAUCACUAGGAGGAACCCGACGGGCCGUGUACCGGGUGGGUCCGAACGCGGCAGCCGGGGGUCCACUAGGGUGUCAAGGGGAAGGGGCCGUGGAGGCCAACAACAGACCGUGAGCGAUGGCCACGUGGACACCGAGAGUGAGACUUAUUGGUCCUAUGAGGACUCAACUUAUAGACCGGAAACCGAGCCGGUGGAAACCCCAUAUGAUGGGGAGGAUGAUGAUGUGAGUGAAGAGAGUGAAGAUGAUGGCACUCUUGGGAGAAUCGAGGCGCUGCUCCAACAAUACCACCAGGAGCGUGAGGAGAGGAGACAACGCCGAAGGCGCCGAGCGGGGCAACCUUCGGGCAUGGCUUCAAGAGGGGGAAGUCAUGGUGCUUCUAGGGUCCAUGUUGAACCCCAUGGAGGCCAAAAUGCUGGAGGUCCAACCACAAGGAUCUCCAAAUUUGUCAAGGAAGCAAGAGAUUUGGGAUGUAAACCGUUUGACGGAACGGGGGACAUCUCCAUGGCGGCCGAGUGGAUCAAAAGAUUCAACGAAGCGGCCCUUGACAUGCAGCUGCCACCCAACAUGAAACUGAGGGUGGCAAUAAGAUUGCUUGAAGGCAUGGCGUCCACAUGGUGGGACGGAGUCAAAGGGAAGUACGGCGAGACCGUCACCUGGGAGAACUUCCGGCAGGAGUUCUUCAACCAAUACUACUCCGACUUCGAGGUAAACAUGAAGAGGAGGGAGUAUACAAACUUGACACGAGGAGGUGCAUGCACGGUGAAGGAACUUGAGCACAAGUUCAGAAAGCUUGCCGAAUUCAUACCGGAGUACAUAUGUGAUGAGAACCGGAUGGUGAACCACUUCUGGGAUGCCUUGGACCUUGACAUACGUGAGAGGGCAACACAAUUGCCUAAUAUGACGUUUAGUCAAGUGGUUGAACAAGGCCUGAAGGGAGAGAAGGAGUGGGAGGAAAGAAAGCUAAGGAAUGCCGAGGAGGCGAAGAAAAGGAAGUGGGAAAGCCAUGGCCCCCAAGGUUCCAACAAGAAGGGGAACCAUGGGGGAGGCGGAUCGUUCAGGGCACCGGCACCGCCGUCAAAAGGGAACCCGGCCUUCAGCGGGCACAACUCGGGCUCACAAGCGUCAACUGCGCCAAGGUGUAGGAAUUGCAACCGGAGCCACGCCGGUAAGUGUCGUGAUCCACCACGGUGCUACCAAUGCGGGAGCACAGGGCAUAUCAAGCCCAACUGCCCUCAACUUGGUGGGAACCGAGGGGCGGGAUCAAGCGGCCCUACUACGGCAAGUAGGAACCGAACCGGAGCACCGCAUGCCAGUACGGGCCAAGGGGGAGCAAGCACGAGCAAUGCGCCGUCCGUUAACCAAGGAAGGACCCAAGCAAGGGUCUACGCAAUGACGGAGGCGGAUGCCCGAGCUAACCCAGAUUCGGUUGCAGGAACUUGAUUAAAGUACUUUGGAGCUUCGCCGGAGUUUCGCCGGAGUUGGUCAAGUUGGCCGGAGUUGGUCAAAGUUCACCGGAAUUAGUCAAAGUUCAACCGCGGAGCGUAGAACACGCUUAAGCUCACUUAAGUUUCAGGUAGAACUUGAAGGUUGCUACCAUCACCAUUGCUUCGGGCGGAUUAUCAAGGAGAGGAGACGUGGUUCGUGCUUCCUCCGUUUCUGUUUUAAACAUUCAAAUUAAUGCUCAUGGAUACUAUUUUCCGAAUAAUUAUUUGGGGCUUGCACGCCCGUGUUUGCCACGUGUGGCUCGAAUGCUUGUAUUAAUAUUUCCGCUGCUUAAUUAAAUGAUUUACAUUAUGAUUGUUUAUGGAUGUACUAAUGUGAAUGGUAUUCAAGACGCCUUGUAUAGUAUGGAUGAGUUGGACUGCGGUUGACUAUUCGUACUGUACGGCGGGUUGUUGACGUGUCCGGGAAGGUCCGGGGCGUGACAUUGAAUGUGUAAAAAAUUGUCAUAUGAAUAUAUGAUCUUUG